Molecule: messenger RNA, 990 nt
Organism: Chara braunii
Lineage: Eukaryota; Viridiplantae; Streptophyta; Charophyceae; Charales; Characeae
Source: the annotation of a GenBank genome assembly
GGUUGUAUGGAUCGUCGACUACAGCAAUCCUGUUCAAGCCUGUUGAUUGACCGAUGUCAUAUUAUUCACCUCCAGCAUUGCAAACGCUUGCGAGUAGCCGCGAUCGCCUUUAGGACGCCAAGGUCCGGCGACUCGUGAAAUGUUGCCUAGUACUCUUUCCGCUGGCUGUUUGUCGACCCUCCAUAGCCCAUCGUUCACAAGGAAGAACAACGACCGGUCCUCCGGCGAGAGCGACAGGGACCACACGUCCGACCACCAUAGCGAGGACUUGUUGUCGGGCACGAAGUUGCUGAUUGGAUUGCCUCGAAUGGUGUUGUCAUCUGCCAGAAUCCCACUGACGUUAUAUUCUUUUAACACCGUCGGUGAGGGACAUGACGGUGGCUCCGAGGAGGAAGAAGAGGAGGAGGAGGGGGAGGAGGAGGAGAAGCAGGAGGAGGAGGAGGAGGAGAAGGAGGAAGAAGAGGAGGAGGACGAGGAGGAGGAAGAAGAGGAGGAGGAGGAGGAGGAGGAGGAGGAGGGGGAGGAGAAGGAGAAAGAAGAGGAGGAGGAGGAAGAAGAGGAGGAGGACGAGGAGAAGGAGGAAGAAGAGGAGGAGGAGGAAGAAGAGGAGGAGGACGAGGAGAAGGAGGAAGAAGAGGAGGAGGAGGAGGAGGAGGAGGAGGAGGCACGCCUCCUGCUCCUCCUCCUUCUCGUUAUCACCAUAUCCACAUUCGUUAUCAUCAUCCUCGUCGUCCUUUCAACUUCGCAGUGAGUGUCCUGACGAACUCGCAUGUUUCGACUUCGUGGAGGCCAUGGAGGAGAAACCCACUGCGCUGAAAGCGUGAAAGGUAGCAUGGAACAAGCAAGUUUGCGGCACAGAGUGGCUUCCCCCGUAUACCCGUCCGUUCAUACUCUCCGGCCUGUCGACAGCGACGACAGGAGCACACCGAUCUAUGGGGAAGUUGCUGACAGACAAAAAUCCAGAAAGGAAAAUAAAUCGCACAUUCAUAU